Prunus dulcis (almond) is the source of this 767-nucleotide messenger RNA. RefSeq names its product 40S ribosomal protein S15a-5. The transcript is spliced from 3 exons. The record is from RefSeq and is a predicted model, not a curated record. Bases 78 to 467 code for a protein of 129 amino acids. Gene Ontology annotation, molecular function: structural constituent of ribosome. Gene Ontology annotation, cellular component: cytosolic small ribosomal subunit; ribosome. NCBI's taxonomy places the organism in Eukaryota, Viridiplantae, Streptophyta, Magnoliopsida, Rosales, Rosaceae. Gene Ontology annotation, biological process: translation.
CACAGCAACACCAUAGUGUUCCUACAGAGAAACAGAGCCAUCCUCUGGGUUAGGGUUUGCAUUUUGCAAAGGGAAAGAUGGGGAGGAUGAUAUUGAAUAAUGCGUUGAGGUCAAUAGUGAACGCGGAGAGAAGAGGAAAAGCCACUGUGGAAUUGCAACCUAUCUCCACAGUCAUGUCUUCUUUCCUCAAAAUCAUGAAACAUCGAGGUUAUAUCAAGGAUUUUGAAGUUUUUGAUCCGCAUAGAGUGGGGAGGAUAACAGUUCAACUACAAGGCAGGGUUAACGAUUGUCGAGCUCUCACUUACAGGCAGGAUGUCAAGGCAAAGGAUAUUGAGGAGUACAAAUUCCGUACGCUUCCAACGCGCCAGUGGGGUUAUGUUGUGAUCACAACUCCAGAUGGUGUCUUGGAUCAUGAGCAGGCUAUUCAACGUAAUGUGGGUGGUCAAGUUCUUGGCUAUUUUCAUUAACAUCCUGUGGAUGAGAAGAGUUUUCCUAGUCGUCUAUGAUGAGAACCUGACUUCACCAAUGAGAUAUGUGUUGUUUGGUUGACUUUAAAAAUCAAUCUGUGUGAAUCUUGUGUACUGAUGAUUUAGAUCAAUGGAAGAACAUGAUCUUGGUUUCUCCUCUUCAAAACCCGUACAUAAUCACUUAUUGUUGCAUAGAAACAGGACAGAGAAUGGUUAUAUUUGAAUCUAAUGAAUUGGAGAGCAUGCAAUGUGAGAAUGAGACAUAAGUUGGAAAGCAAAAAAAAAAAUUGUUGGACUGCA